This is a messenger RNA of Prorocentrum cordatum, 612 nucleotides long. Lineage: Eukaryota; Dinophyceae; Prorocentrales; Prorocentraceae. The record is from the annotation of a GenBank genome assembly.
GUCGCGCCGGUCGCGCCGGUCGCAAUCGCGCUGGUCGCGCCGGUGCCGGUCGCGCCGGUCGCGCCGGUCGCGCCGGUUGGUUCUAGUUCGGUCCCCUUUGGAACUGGGGGGACCGCGCAGGGGACAUCAUGGUCGUCCCAGACCAGCUGGACCCGCGGAAAUGGCAGCUCCACGUGCUGGGGGGGGCGACGCUCAUCGAAGCGUGCUAUGAUAUGAUCCAGCACGUGGAGGACACGAAGCAGCCCAACGAGCAGGUCCGACUGCUGAUCGCGAACCAGGUUCCCCCUGCCAGCAAAUUAAGCCAUGAGGCACAUCCUCGCGUGAGGGCUGCGAGGACGCCUCCUGGGGGCCUGCCUGGCGGCCUGCCUGGCGGCCUGCCUCUGGGCCCGGUGCCUGCGCGGGGAUGCGCGGGCGCCUCGGGCAGGGACCGCCCGCUGGCGAGCCAGAACAACCCGUGGCCGAGCGUCGGCCCUCUCGAUCCAGGAAAGGAGCAGCGCAAGAGGACAGGGGAGCAGAGGUGGAUAGUAGGUGCGAGGGAAAACAGCGACGGAUGAUCAGGAGUACGACUAGGAUGAGCAGGAGUUUCUUGGGUCCUCGUGAUGCAUCUUGUUG